Messenger RNA from Cladocopium goreaui, 309 nucleotides. The record is from the annotation of a GenBank genome assembly. NCBI's taxonomy places the organism in Eukaryota, Dinophyceae, Suessiales, Symbiodiniaceae.
AUGACACUCAGAUUCACCCGUGGAGAUCUCUUUGCAAGUCAUGGAAGCUGUGGCAUGCUGUGGCAACCCAAAUCACGGCCGGCCUUUGUGUUUGUUUAUGUUUGUUUUGGAAUGUCAAAUGAUGUCAAAAAUCACCGGAUGUGGGAUAUCACGGCAAAAACGCUUGACUUUUGCAUGUCUUACCUUUCUCAUGUACAUUUGCUUGCUCCGAAAUCAGGCAUCCUAAACGAGCAGCCUCCAAAGGCGGAUUUCACAAGAAGAGGUUUGGCAGAAAUCUCCCCGAGGACGCAUUUGCGCGACCACUUGUGA